This is a messenger RNA of Erigeron canadensis, 2984 nucleotides long. Its product is annotated as ADP-ribosylation factor GTPase-activating protein AGD3. Gene Ontology annotation, cellular component: cytoplasm. Bases 159 to 2642 code for a protein of 827 amino acids. The transcript is spliced from 18 exons. The record is from RefSeq and is a predicted model, not a curated record. Lineage: Eukaryota; Viridiplantae; Streptophyta; Magnoliopsida; Asterales; Asteraceae. Gene Ontology annotation, molecular function: protein binding; GTPase activator activity.
UUGUUGUUUAUUAAAGAAAAGUAGCGCAUCAUUUGUCAUUUUAGUUAUAUACGGAGUAUAUUUUUUUUAAUAAUAAAAUUUUAAUUCCUAGUUAAUUAACUUGUGUUACUCAAAAGAAGAUUGGAUUGUUUAUAAACUACACAUAUUUCAUAAGAACAAUGCAUUUCGCAAAGCUCGAUGACUCCCCGAUGUUCCGUAAACAGAUGCAGUGCUUAGAAGAAAGUGCUGAAUUGCUAAGGGAAAGAAGUUUAAAGUUCUACAAAGGAUGUCGAAAAUAUACCGAAGGGCUUGGUGAGGGAUAUGAUGGGGAUAUCGCUUUUGCCAGUACUCUUGAAACUUUUGGUGGUGGGCAUAAUGAUCCCAUUAGUGUCGCUUUUGGAGGUCCUGUUAUGACUAAGUUUACCAUCGCUUUGCGGGAGAUUGGAACGUAUAAGGAAGUUCUUCGAUCUCAGGUUGAGCAUAUACUAAAUGAUCGAUUGCUGCAAUUUGUCAACAUAGAUUUACAUGACGUGAAGGAGGCACGUAAGCGUUUUGACAAGGCCAGCAUUCUAUAUGACCAGGCUCGAGAGAAGUUCCUGUCCUUGAAGAAAGGCACCAAAAGUGAUAUAGCUACGAUAUUGGAGGAGGACCUUCAUAACGCAAGGGCUACUUUUGAGCAAGCAAGAUUCAAUCUGGUCACUGCACUUUCUAAUGUUGAAGCGAAAAAGAGAUUUGAAUUCCUGGAAGCAGUUAGUGGUACAAUGGACGCCCAUCUUCGUUACUUUAAACAGGGAUAUGAGCUUUUGCAUCAAAUGGAGCCAUAUAUAAAUCAGGUGUUGACAUAUGCUCAACAAUCUAGAGAAAGAUCAAAUUAUGAGCAAGCAGCCCUUAAUGAAAGAAUGCAAGAUUAUAAAAGACAGAUUGAUCGGGAAAGUAGGUGGUCUUCAAAUGGUUCCAAUGGAUCUCCAAAUGGUGAUGGCAUUCAAGCCAUUGGUAGAAGUUCCCAUAAAAUGAUAGAGGCAGUCAUGCAAUCUGCUUCUAAGGGAAAGGUUCAAACCAUUCGGCAGGGAUAUCUUUCAAAGCGCUCGUCAAACUUAAGAGGUGACUGGAAAAGAAGGUUUUUUGUUCUUGAUAGCAGAGGAAUGUUGUACUACUAUCGCAAGCAAAGUAGCAAACCAUCUGGGUCUGGCACUCAAAUUUCUGCUCAGAGGAAUAGUUCUGAACUUGGUCAUGGGCUACUCAGUCGUUGGCUUUCUUCUCAUCACCAUGGUGGAGGUGGAGUACAUGAUGAGAAAUCUGUUGCUCAUCACACUGUUAACCUCUUGACAUCAACAAUAAAAGUUGACGCUGACCAAUCGGACCUCAGAUUUUGUUUCAGGAUUAUUUCUCCAACUAAAAAUUAUACUUUGCAGGCAGAGAGCACCCUGGAUCAAAUGGACUGGAUAGAGAAGAUAACCGGUGUUAUUGCUUCAUUGCUGAGUUCUCAGGUUCCUGAGAGGUGUUUGUCUGGUAGUCCUAUGGGGAGUAGCCAUCAUCGAUCUGCGAGUGAUAGCAGUUCAUUUGAAAGUUCUGAUUUCGAUCACACCGGUGUUGAGGAAUACACAUCUAACUAUCCAAACCCUGGCCGCCUAUCAAGAAUUUCACAUCACCUUCAAUCUGCCCCAAAACCUAUAGACGUGUUGCGUAGAGUUUGUGGGAAUGAUAAGUGUGCCGAUUGUGGGGCUUCCGACCCAGAUUGGGCAUGCCUAAAUCUAGGAGUUCUUGUCUGCAUUGAAUGUUCUGGUGUGCACCGUAACCUUGGUGUCCACAUAUCAAAAGUACGGUCAUUGACACUUGAUGUUAAAGUGUGGGAGCCGUCGGUGAUAACCUUGUUUCAGUCUUUGGGGAAUGCCUUUUCUAAUUCAGUUUGGGAGGAAUUAUUGCAAUCGAAAGGUGCCUAUAAGACGGAACUUGUCCCAACAGGGUUGUACAAGUCUGAUAAGCCUCAACUCCUUUAUUUCUGCAAACCCAAUCAUUCUGAUUCUAUAGCCGUGAAGGAGAAGUUCAUUCAUGCAAAGUAUGCUUUGAAAGUUUUUGUACGAAAACCCAAGGAUUAUAGCUUGGUUACCGAGCAUAUAUGGGAGGCUGUGCGUGCUAAUGACAAGAAAGCUGUAUACCGUUUGAUUGUGAACUUUGAAGCGGAUGUGAAUCAUGUAUAUGAACAUGGGUGUUUUAAUUCUUCUCUGACCCUUGCUAAAGCAAUGCUGCUGCAAGAGCCGAUCACACCUGAUCAUACCUCUGUUUGCUUGGUGAGGGAUUCGUCAGGGAGGUCCUUAAACUCUUCAAUAGUAGCUGGCACUAGUGAAAGACACGGGGAUAGAGAUGGUAUGGAAGAAUAUGAUGGGUGCACUCUACUCCAUCUUGCUUGCGAAACAGCAGAUGUUGGUAUGAUUGAGCUACUCCUGCAGUAUGGUGCCGCUAUAAAUGUUUUUAGUUCGAAAAGCCAAACACCGCUCCAUCAUUGCAUCCUCAGAGGCAAAGCUGCAUGUGCAAAGCUGCUUCUGACAAGAGGGGCUGACCCACAAGCUGUAAAUGGUGCUGGUAAAACAGCAUUGGAGGUUGCAGUUGAAUCCAAUUUUAGGGACAACGAAGUCCUGAGUCUAUUAGCAGAUUCAAAUGGGUAAAACGCGAAGGUAUAUAGAUUGAUAAAUAUUUGGAAGGUAUCUCAUGUGUGUAAAGUAGUCAAGAAUGACAACAGUAGUGAUUGCAACUAGAAGAGAUGCAAAUCGAGGACUGCUGAAUGUGAAGGGAGUACGGCAUGCAUUAUAUAUUCAUGUGUGUAAUGUAACGGGUGUUAAUGUAAGUAGCAUGUGAAUGUUAAGGAGGUUAAGGGUGGGGGUAGUUGAUUUGUUUGUUUGUGUUUGAUAUCAUUUGGGGUUGGUGGUUGUGGUCUUUCGAUGUACAUUGUUUUGGCUAAGUGUAUUUUGGACUCAAAGUUAGUAAAAUUUUGACUACCUUCUCCGCCA